UAUUAAAAGAUUAGAAGAUGCUAUCCCAGCAGGUGAAGAUUAAAUAAUUUUAUGUUAUUAAAGGCAAUGGAAGUGAAAUGUAAACAUUGCAGAAAGGACCUGUUCAAUAAACUAUUUAUUCAAUUAUUAACAUCUCAUGGUGAAGUUAAGAAAAAUAAUAUGGAUGUAGGAUGCGGAGUAAACGAUCCUAAAUGUUGUUCAUAUAUGUCAAUGGAAAAAUUACCUGAAUGGAUUGAACAUGCUAUAACUCAAGAAUCCUGGACAAAGGGUAGGCUUCAUUGCCCAAAUUGUAAUAAUCGUAUAGGUUCAUUUAAUUUUGUAAAUGAAUUAAAGUGUAAUUGUAAUGAAUUUAUAACACCCCCAAUCAGGAUAACUAAUAGUAAAGUAGACAUUUUGUUUGAUUCUAAAUAA
Molecule: messenger RNA, 411 nt
Organism: Habropoda laboriosa
Lineage: Eukaryota; Metazoa; Arthropoda; Insecta; Hymenoptera; Apidae
Product: E3 ubiquitin-protein ligase RNF180-like
Exons: 3
Coding region: 52-411 (119 amino acids)
Biological process (GO): serotonin metabolic process; protein polyubiquitination; positive regulation of proteasomal ubiquitin-dependent protein catabolic process
Cellular component (GO): endoplasmic reticulum membrane
Molecular function (GO): ubiquitin protein ligase activity; ubiquitin conjugating enzyme binding
Source: RefSeq, a predicted model, not a curated record